AGAAAGCCCCGCCCCCCACGGCCCCACCCCUCCCGAGGGCUGCCAGCCCCUAUGGUGCCCUAUAGACACCCCCUAUGGGCCCCAUAGACACCCCCUAUGGCACCCUGUAGACACUCCCUUUAGUGCCCCAUAACAACCCCACAUAGCGCCCUAUAGACACCCCCUAUAGUGCCCCAUAGGCACUCCCUUUAGUGCCCCAUAACAACCCCACAUAGCGCGCUAUAGACACUCCCUAUAGUGCCCCAUAGACACCCCCUAUAGUGCUCCAUACUGAUCCCCUAUAGUGCCCUAUAGACACCCCCAUAGUGGCCUAUAAAUAUCCCUACAGUGCCCUGUAGCCACCCCAUAUGGGCCCCACAGCUGCCCCCAUAGUUCCCUAUAGACACCCCUUACAGUGACCCCCUCUAGUGCCCUAUAGACGCCUGCUGUGGGUCCCAUAGCAACCCCCUAUAAUGCCCUACACCCAUCUCCUAUGGGCCCCAUACUGACCCCCUAUAGCGACCCCCUAUGUGCCCCAUAGACGCCCCCUGUAGUGCCCCACGGCCGCUCCUUCAGGGCCCUACAGCCGCCCCGUGCCGAUCCUAUGGCUCCUAUAGGCAGGAGCCGGCCCCGCUGGCCCCGCCCACAUCCCCGCCCCCCCCCGCGCCCGGCCCCGCCCCUCCCUCGCGGCGCUUGGCCCCGCCCCCCCGCAGUGCGCGCUGAGGUCACGCGCCGGCGGCGCUGUCAGCGCUGGCCCCCGGCGGGGCGGGAAGAUGGCGGCCGGCGGCGGGGGCGGCGGCGGCGGCGGAGGAGGAGGAGGAGGAGGAGGAGGAAGAGGCCUCCCAUUGCCGGCAGGUGCCAGCCCUCCCUCCGCACCCUGAGGGCCCCACGCCGACCCCCGCCAUGAGCAGCAAGGAACCCACCGAGGUCUCUGAGAGGAGCCACCUGAAGGUUUUCCUGCCGCGGAAGCUGGUGGAGUGUCUGCCCAAAUGUCCCGUCCUGCCCAAGGAGCAGCUGCGCUGGAACACCAACGAGGAAAUCGCCUCCUAUCUCAUCACCUUCGAGAAACACGACGAGUGGCUCUCCUGCUCCCCCAAAACCAGGCCGCAGAAUGGCUCCGUCAUCCUCUACAACCGCAAGAAGGUGAAGUACCGCAAGGAUGGCUACUGCUGGAAGAAGCGCAAGGACGGGAAAACCACCCGCGAGGACCACAUGAAGCUGAAGGUGCAGGGGGUGGAGUGCCUCUACGGCUGCUACGUCCACUCCUCCAUCGUCCCCACCUUCCACCGCCGCUGCUACUGGCUGCUGCAGAACCCCGACAUUGUCCUGGUUCACUACCUGAACGUGCCGGCCAUGGAGGAGUGCGGCCGCCCCUGCGCCCCCCCGCUUUGCGCCGGGGCCCCCCCCCUUUGCGCCGCCGCCGCCGACCCCCGCGAGUGGCUCAAGUGGUCGCAGGAGGAGCUGGUGGCCCAGCUGCGCCCCAUGUUUCACGGGGUGAAGUGGGGCUGCAGUAACGGGGGGGGGCCCCCGGGGGGGCUCUCGCUGGAGCAGCUGGUGCAGCACGUCCUGGAGAGGCACCAGGCGCGGCCGCCCCCCCGCACCCACGCCUGCCUCUGCGCCGAGGGGCUGGGCACCCCGGGCCACAAGUGCGGCAGCACCAAACACCGCAUCAUCUCCCCCAAAGUGGAGCCGGGGGGGGCCCCGGCUGGAGGGGGGGAGCCCCCCAAAGCCCCCCCCUCCUCCCCUGACACCACCCAACCCUCCCCAGGCCUGGGGGGGCCCCCUCCGCCGCCCCCCGCCCCCGAGGGGGGCCCCUCCUCCUUCCCCCCUGCCCCCCCCACCCUCCCCCUUUUAGUGGUGGCGAAUUUAGGGGGGGCGGCCCCGGGGGGGCCCGAAAAUCCGUUGGGGGGGUUGACCCCCAGCCAGCACCUGGUGACCCCCGAGGGCUCCUGCCCACGGCGCUGCCCCACGGCGCCGUGGGGCUGCCCCACGCCCCCCCCGCCUUCGACCCCGACUGUUUCCUCAACAGCCCCCGCCGGGGCCAAACCUACGGCUGCGAGGCCGAACCCCCCCCCCGGGGCCCCCCCCAGGUUAAAGGGUGACGAAGAAGAGGUGGGGGAGGCAGACGCCGGGCCCCCCCCGACCCCGCAGGAGCCCCCCAACACCCCACACCCUCCCCUUUCCCCCCCCCCUGCCCCCCCCACCGAGCCCCCCGUCGCCAUCACCGACUUCUCCCCGGAGUGGUCCUACCCCGAGGGUGGGGUGAAGGUGCUGAUCACGGGGCCGUGGGGCGCUGGCGCCUACACCUGCCUCUUCGACCGCCUCUCGGUCCCGGCCGCGCUGGUCCAGCCGGGCGUCCUGCGCUGCUACUGUCCCCCCCACGAGGCCGGCGUGGCCGCCCUACGGGUGGCUUGUCCCCCCCGGCUCCUCUCAGCCGCUGCCCCCUUUGAGUACCGGGCAAGGGGGGGGCCCAGUGGCCCCCCCGGGGCCCAGCUGGACUGGCUGUCCCUGGACGAGGCCCAGUUCCGUCUGUCCAUACUGGAGCGACUGGAGCAGCUGGAGACGCGCCUGGGGGCACUGGGCCCCCCCCAACCGCCGCGGGGGGCCCCCCCCGACACCCCCCCGGAGCAGGGGCCGGGGUCUUUUGAGGCGCGGGUGGUGGCCGUCUGCGAGGCCAUGAUGGCGCAGCCAGGCUGGCCGGGAACGUCCUCGGGGACAUCGUCGGGGCCACCGUCGGGGACGGCGCUGGCCCACGGGGCCACCUUCCGCGGGAUGACGCUGCUGCACCUGGCGGCCGCCCAGGGCUACGCCGGCCUGGUGGAGGCCCUGCAGCGCUGGCGGGCGCUGGCAGCCGACAGCCUGGAGCUGGAGCAGGAGGUCGACCCCCUCAACGUGGACCAUUUCUCCUGCACCCCCCUGAUGUGGGCGUGCGCGCUGGGUCACCGGGAGGCGGCGGAGCGGCUGUGCCACUGGGACCCGCGGGCGCUGGCCGUCCCCGACACCCUGGGCCGGCUGCCGCUGGGGCUGGCCCGCGCCCGCGGCCACCUGGCCCUUGUCACCCGCCUGGAGGAGCUGCAGCCCCAGCUGUCACCCGCCUCCCCGCGCUGUCACCUCCCUGCCCCGCGCGUCCCCUCCCCGCUCUCCGCCAGCCCUGACACAGGGCUGAGCACGGCCAGCAGCGUCUCGUCCCCGUCGGGACUCUCGGAGGGACCCGGCUCCGUCCCGCUGCCCCCCGCCCCCCCCGGGCCCCCUGAGGAUGAGCCCUGGGGGCCGCCCCCCCCCAGCCCCCCCGACACCGAUGACGCCCUGCAGGCCGAGGUGGUGACACUGGCCCGGCAGAUCAUCGAGGCCACCCCUGAGCGCAUCAAGCAGGAGGCGCCGGGGGGGCCCCCGGGGCCGCUGGGGACAGCAGCGGUGGCACCGGUGACAUCGGGGACAGCGGGGCUGAGCGCGGCCAUGGCCUGGCUGGCCACCUACCUGGAGAGCGUCGACCGCCCCCCCGCCCCCCCCCCACAGAGCGGAGGCGUCACCCCGGGGGUCGCCGGGGGUCCCCGAGCGGCCGCCCCCCCCCCUUCGACGGCAGGCUGGGCCGAGUUCCUCAACGCCUCGGGGGGGGCGCGGGGGGGGGACGGCCCCGUCGCCCUCCUCACCCUCUCGGACCAGGAGCAGCACGAGCUCUACGAGGCCGCCCGCCUGGUCCAGGGCGCCUUCCGCAAGUACCGGGGCCGGAGGCUGAAGGAGCAGCAGGAGCUGGCGGCCGCCGUCAUCCAGCGCUGCUACCGCAAGUAUAAGCAGCUGACCUGGAUCGCGCUGAAGUUCGCGCUGUUCCAGCGGAUGACGCGGGCGGCCAUCCUCAUCCAGAGCAAGUUCCGCAGCUUCGCCGAGCAGAGACGCUUCCAGCGCCGGCGCCGCGCGGCCCUGCUCAUCCAGCAGCGCUUCCGCCAGCGGCACCAGCGGCACCACCCUGCCACCGGUGUCACCAACCCCGCCACCAACCCCACCCCCGCCGCGCGACGACGGCCCCCCCUGCUCACCCUGCGGCAGGACCAGGCCGCCCGGAGGAUCAUGCGCUUCCUGCGGCGCUGCCACCACCGGCUGGAGGAGCUGAAGCAGAGCCGGGAGGGGGACGGCUCCCAGCCGCGGGGCCUGGCCUCGUGACACCCCCCCCCCCGGGGGACCCAGGCGUCCGGGUGGGGGGUGCGUGUGCCCCCCCCUUUGCCUUAUCUCCGGUGCCAACCCCCCCCCCCCCCAGCGGCAC
This is a messenger RNA of Chroicocephalus ridibundus (black-headed gull), 4237 nucleotides long. It is a transcript of the gene CAMTA2, whose product is annotated as calmodulin binding transcription activator 2. Gene Ontology annotation, molecular function: transcription coregulator activity; protein binding; double-stranded DNA binding. Lineage: Eukaryota; Metazoa; Chordata; Aves; Charadriiformes; Laridae. Gene Ontology annotation, cellular component: nucleus. The record is from RefSeq and is a predicted model, not a curated record. Gene Ontology annotation, biological process: regulation of transcription by RNA polymerase II.